AUGAUUCCACAACAAUCAUUCAUUCCGCAACAACAACAACAACCCAUGAUCAUGCACAACACUGAUCCCAAACAAGGACACAUUCUCCAUUUGAAAAUCCAUUCAGGUCUGAAUCUACCCAAAGCCGACACGUUAGGAACGAUCGAUGCCUACGCUGUGGUGCAUAUCCCUCUCAUCGUUGGAAGUCCAAGCAGAGCCACUCAUAAAUCCAAAGUCAUUCCGAACAAUGUAAAUCCAGUUUGGAAAUGUUGGAUCUAUCAACAUGAUGUCGACAUUUCCAAGAAUUUAGAAAUUCAAAUCUUUGAUUAUGAUGCUGUGGGUAGUAAUGAUCUUGUUGCUACAUGCGAAAUUCCACUGAGUGGUUUAUCAGCCCCCAUCAUCAAGAAGGAGUUUUCAUUGACCAUGGUUGGAAAGUACAAACCCUAUCGUUCCGGAUCUCCUUCCAUGAUCACACUAUCUAUGGCCAUUGGAAGCUCUCAUGAAGUGGUAGCUGCCAAUCUCAUGUCUCGAUUUAAUCCCGUUCAUAAGGAUAUUUUCAAGAAGAAUAUCAUCUUUCCUCUCAGAUUUGCCAAUUUAUGUAUGAAGAUUUCCAUGAAGACACAUUUAAAGAUCAAGAUUUUGGAUUGCAAUGCGACUCGAAAUUUGGUGAUUAAUUUUGAAAUUCCUGGACGUGAUUUUCGAUCCAAGAUUACCUUUCAUCAAACUCCUAGAAAUGUGAUGGGCUAUCAAGUGUUUCGUGAAAUCAAAUUGAAAAAACCAAUUAAUUUGGCAAAGGCUUAUUUCCCUUAUAUCAAGUUGGUGACUUCUCCAUUCGUCGUGGUGGAUAGUAGUAAGGUUGUUGACAUUACCAGGAAACAUGGAUGGGCAGGUGUGUUGGAUUACAGUGCUGCAAAGAGAACUCUCAAGAAUAUUAUUCCUGAUGAUCGUCAUGAAAGUAUUUACAUGAUUGAGCAAUAUUAUUACCUUAAAUGUGAUUGGGAUUCAUCAAAUUCCGAUCAAAAAGUUGGUUUGUUAGAUCCAUAUCGUGCUCAAGGUUAUCAUGUUGAAAUUUCACACAAAGACAAGUCAGGAAGUGAGAUUGAAUAUUUUGCUUCUCCAAAACGUUUGCUAGAUACUCAACAUUAUUGUGGAGCUUGUUCUGAGGUGAAUGAUUUGAGCUAUCCUGUCAUUCAUGCAGAUAUGAAUAUUUUGCUGUUGCAAAAGACUCAACCUGUGUAUUAUGAUUUGUUUGCAUUGGCUCCAGUCUUGUAG
Messenger RNA from Naegleria lovaniensis, 1251 nucleotides. RefSeq lists its product as uncharacterized. Gene Ontology annotation, molecular function: calcium ion binding. Lineage: Eukaryota; Heterolobosea; Eutetramitea; Acrasida; Naegleriidae. The transcript has a single exon. The record is from RefSeq and is a predicted model, not a curated record. The coding region runs from base 1 to 1251 and encodes 416 amino acids.